UAGUAACUUACGUAGAGGAUGAAAUGCCUGCUCAUAAGGAACAUUAAGUACUUUCUAUUCUCUGUUCUUCAUCUCUGUCGUUUCGCGGUCGUUCUGUUCCAACUUCACUCUACUGCGCCGUCACAGCCCACGGCUCUUUGAUCAUGCUUUCUCUCUCCAUCGUCCUCUUCUUCGUUGCAUUAUGUACAGCUUGGGUUAAUGAGUUCCCAAUAAUUGCUCCUUCGACUGUCGACGCUGGCACGUCGUUCGAAGUCACUAUAUCUGAUACUUCAAUCCACAACGAUGCGACUACGUGGGUCGAGUCGCUGAGGAUAUAUCUAGCAGCUUCCGCUGAAGACAAGCUCUCUGCAGAUUUCUAUCACUCUGACUGCACCUUAAUCAAAGCCAUAUCUGUCUGCGAUCCAUCCAUCACCGUAUAUGAUCAAUAUGUUCAGAUAUCGAAUACAACUUACAAAGUCACCAUACCUGCGAACAUCGGCCCCUCCGGACCGCAUUAUGUUCUCAAAUCUCAGCUCAUUCAAACGGAUGGAUCGCGUUACGGCGCCGAGCUCUCGUCUGAUGUCUUUGAUCUCACCAGUGCCACCGGGAAUUGGGCUUACACUCAGCUCCAAGGGUAUACGCUAUGGAGUGCAGACGGCGUUCCCUGCACUGGUUUCCCGUGUGUCAAAAAUUGCUCCGAGGCUGCCCACAACGCCUACCAAAAGUCCAACAACGCCAGCGACUCUGCCUAUCAAGAUUGCGCCAACUCUUGUCCCGGUGUAAACAUAAAUUUCAAUUCCACUCAGCAGCCAACGCAGCCAACGAGUACUCCUUCUCCAUGUCCUGCGCGGGCAAGCACCUCAGCCGCACUACUCUCCGGCUCUACUAGAACGAAAACUGCUACUCUCAACUCUGCGACACCUACAUCUGCUGCAUUGAGUACUAAGAUUUUCUCCAACUCAUAUGUGCUGCUAGCUAUCGCGUUAGCCUUGAUUUUUCUUACGUUUCGUGUUCAAGAAGUCAGCAAUUAA
Mytilinidion resinicola is the source of this 1010-nucleotide messenger RNA. RefSeq lists its product as uncharacterized. The record is from RefSeq and is a predicted model, not a curated record. The transcript has 2 exons. The coding region runs from base 144 to 1010 and encodes 288 amino acids. NCBI's taxonomy places the organism in Eukaryota, Fungi, Ascomycota, Dothideomycetes, Mytilinidiales, Mytilinidiaceae.